Messenger RNA from Candidula unifasciata, 1275 nucleotides. The record is from the annotation of a GenBank genome assembly. NCBI's taxonomy places the organism in Eukaryota, Metazoa, Mollusca, Gastropoda, Stylommatophora, Geomitridae.
AUGGCUGAAGACAAUGUUAUUCUUGACUAUGAUGAUGAGGAGAAUGAGCCCGCAGUAGAAGCUGCGGCAGGUGAUGGACCAGUCAAGAAAGAUGUCAAGGGAACAUACGUGUCCAUCCACAGCUCGGGUUUCCGCGACUUCCUGCUGAAGCCAGAGCUGUUGAGAGCCAUUGUGGACUGUGGGUUUGAGCAUCCGUCAGAAGUUCAGCAUGAGUGCAUUCCUCAAGCCAUCCUGUCCAUGGACGUUCUGUGCCAGGCCAAGUCAGGUAUGGGCAAGACAGCAGUCUUUGUCCUGGCAACUCUACAGCAGCUGGAGCCAGUGGAUGGCCAGGUGUCAGUACUGGUGCUAGCACACACCAGAGAGCUAGCCUUUCAGAUCAGCAAGGAGUAUGAACGAUUCAGUAAAUACAGUAACAAUGUGAAGAUUGCCGUCUUCUUUGGUGGCAUGAACAUCAAGAAGGAUGAGGAGGUGCUGAAGAAGAACUGCCCACACAUUGUGGUUGGUACCCCUGGUCGAAUCCUGGCCCUGGCUCGCACCAAAGUCCUGUCUCUGAAACAUGUCAAGCACUUUAUUCUGGACGAGUGUGACAAGAUGCUGGCAGCAGUCGACAUGCGCAGUGAUGUCCAGGAGAUCUUCCGCAUGACUCCCCAUGAGAAACAAGUGAUGAUGUUCAGUGCUACACUCAGUAAAGAAAUCCGCCCUGUGUGCAAGAAGUUCAUGCAAGAUCCAAUGGAAGUGUACGUAGACGAUGACUCCAAACUAACGCUGCAUGGCCUGCAGCAGCACUACGCCAAGCUGAAGGACAACGAGAAGAACCGCAAAUUGUUUGAGUUGCUGGACGUGCUGGAGUUUAACCAGGUGAUCAUCUUUGUCAAGAGCAUCCAGCGAUGCAUGGCCCUGGCUCAGCUGCUGCAGGAGCAGAACUUUCCUGCCAUCGCCAUCCACAGAGCAAUGACUCAGGAAGAGAGGUUGUCCCGCUACCAGUCCUUCAAGGACUUCCAGAAACGCAUCCUUGUGGCCACAGAUCUGUUUGGUCGAGGAAUGGACAUUGAAAGGGUCAACAUUGUCUUCAACUACGACAUGCCAGAAAGUUCCGACACCUACCUCCACAGGGUUGCCCGUGCCGGCCGGUUUGGAACCAAAGGUCUAGCUAUCACAUUUGUGUCCGAUGAGAACGAUGCCAAAAUUCUCAAUGAGGUCCAGGAGAGAUUUGAGGUCAACAUCACAGAGCUGCCUGAUGAGAUUGAUAUCUCUUCCUACAUUGAAGGACGCUGA